AUUCUCUACAAAUCUCUUCACUGUACGUCAAAAUUAUCUCCAAUCCGAUGUCGGAUCGGGUAGAUUUUAGAGACGGUGGGAAGCAAUACUUAGAGAUCUCCUCCCUACGAGCCAAUCAGAGCUACGACGCUGGAGUUGAUGGAGAUAGAUAGGUUUGAAGAUCUAUGUAAAUGACGGAAUGUGAAAUACGGGGAGACGCAACGUUUAUGAUACAGUAAAACGAAAUAUCGUAUCAGUUUACGGUGGAAAUCACCGGAGAUGGAGGGAUCGUGAUCGGCGAAGAGAUGCAGGCAAAAGUCUAUUGGAGAAGAAGAACAACAACAAUAACAAUUUCAUCCACUAAUUUAUUUAUUUAUUUUAUCUAAAUGCCCCUUUAUUAUGGUAAACAUUACAAUAGCGCCCAGAUUUAAUGAUCUUCACUAUGACUUACCAAACCGGACCGGUUAGCUUCCGAUUCGAAUUCUUCUAUUGCGAAACCCAAACCGGGGUAAAUACGUAAUUUGAUAAAACGCUUAAUUUCUCGUCGUGUUCGUUUCCACAGCAAUGGCAGAAACUCAGUGCACAGAAACUACAAAAUCAGAUCUUGAUUCCGGGAAUCCGAGCAAAAGCAUCUCUAGAUCCGAUCAGAUCCGCUCCGUUUCUCUCCUCCUUCAACUCAGUGGAAUGCAUUGCUAGAAUCUAGAGAGAACCAUGAGAAUGUCAUCGGCUUCUGCCGCCGUUUCGCUCGGAAGCAGCGGUCAAAGAGACGCUGAGUCCCUCCUCCGCUCGAAACCGAUGUCGGAGAUCCGGAGCGUGGAGUCGGCGACUAGGAAGAACAUCGAGGACAAGAAGGAGGAGCUCCGGCAACUCGUCGGGACUCGGUACCGAGAUCUAAUCGACUCGGCUGACUCGAUCGUGCACAUGAAGUCGCUCUGCGAGUCGAUCUCGGCGAACAUCAGCUCGAUCCACGGCAACAUUCGAUCGCUCUCCUCCUCGUCGGAAGCGAAAACCCCCGCGCUCGCUAUCACUGACCCGGCCCGAGUCAAUGUGUAUGGGAUCGCGUGUCGGGUCAAGUAUCUGGUGGAUACUCCGGAGAAUAUAUGGGGCUGCCUCGACGAGUCCAUGUUUCUAGAAGCUGCUGGGAGGUACAUGCGUGCUCAGCACGUGCAGCAGAGACUUGUUAAGUUGGAGGAGGUGGAUCAGAGUAAACUGUUGGCUAAUUUUCCGUUGCUUGAGCAUCAGUGGCAGAUAGUGGAGGGCUUCAAGGCUCAGAUUUCUCAGAGGAGCCACGAACGGCUUCUUGAUCCGGGUUUGGGGUUGGGGGAUUACGUGGACGCGUUAACUGCUGUAGCAGUGGUUGACGAGCUUGAUCCGAAGGGAGUGCUUGAGCUGUUUCUCGACUCGAGGAAGACUUGGGUUCUGCAAAAGCUGAAUGCUUGUAGUGGUGAUGAUGCUGGGAGUGUUGUUUCGGUGUUUUGUGAUGUGUUGAGUGUGGUUCAGGUUACUGUGGGACAAGUUGGUGAGCUGUUUUUGCAAGCGUUGACUGAUAUGCCUCUGUUUUAUAAGACGAUUUUGAGUACCCCUCCAGCUUCUCAGCUGUUUGGUGGGAUUCCGAACCCGGAAGAGGAGGUUGCGCUGUGGAAAUUGUUUAGAGAUAAUUUGGAAUCCGUCAUGGUUAUUUUUGAUAAAGUUGAUAUUUCUAAGGCCUGUCUGGCUUGGUUGAGGGACUGCGGUGGAAAGAUUGUUGGUAAGGUUAGCGGGAAGCGUUUGAUUGAAGCUAUUGUUACUGGUGCAGAGCUUGGAUCAGCGGAAAAGUUGAUAAGGGAGACCAUGGAUAGUAAAGAGGUAUUGAGUGGUAGUUUAGAUUGGCUUAAAAGUGUUUUUGGGUCUGAGAUAGAGCUGCCUUGGAAUAGAAUCCGGGAGCUUGUUCUGGACGACGAUUUGAACCUGUGGGAUGAAAUAUUUGAGGAGGCCUUUGUGGAAAGAAUGAAAUGCAUUAUUGACUCUAGAUUUGAGGAAUUGGCUAAAGCUGUCAAUGUGGCAGAGUCGGUUCGUGCUUUUAGCGAGAUCACUGAUGAGAAGAUCAACUUCCAAGCAUACUUAAACAGACCUUCUACAGGUGGUGGUGUCUGGUUCAUCGAGCCUAACGCUAGGAAACCUGGUUUUAUUGCCGGAAACAAAACGUCACCUGAAGAAAGCGACUUCCAAAGUUGUCUAACGGCGUACUUUGGUCCUGAAGUUAGCCAAAUCAGAGAUGCAGUUGAUCACCGCUGCCAGAAUGUUUUAGAAGACCUCCUAAGCUUCUUUGAUUCAGAAAAGGCAGGUCCGAGGUUAAAGGAUCUUGCUCCAUACGUGCAGAAUAAAUGUUAUGACAGUGUCUCAGCAAUUCUCGCAGAUGUGGAUAAGGAACUCGAAUCUCUCUGUGCUGCCAUGAAGAAAGGGAACAACGACAGCGAAGCAAUUCCACCUGCUAUAAUAAUUGAGAAAUCUCUUUUUAUGGGACGCCUCUUGUUUGCAUUGCUGAACCACUCGAAACACGUUCCCUUGAUUCUCGGUUCUCCAAGAUUGUGGUGUAGAGAAACUAUGAAUGCAGUUUCUGAUAAGUUGUCAUCCUUGUUGAGGCAACCAAGAUUUGGCUCGAAUACUCCAGGUGCUGCUGACAGCCCGGGAAAGCAGUUGCAUGCCGAUCUUAGGAAGCAGAGUUCGUUAGCUGUUGCCGCGCUACUUAAGGCAGAUGAGAAGACAAGUCCGAAAUUUGAAGAGCUUAAUAAAACUAUGCGUGAUCUGUGCAUUAAGGCUCAUACAUUGUGGAUACAGUGGUUAUCGGAAGAGCUCUCCGCUAUUUUCUUGCGUGAUCUUACGAUUGACGAUGGACUGUCUGCUACAACUCCUUUAAGGGGGUGGGAAGAG
Messenger RNA from Brassica rapa (field mustard), 2889 nucleotides. Its product is annotated as conserved oligomeric Golgi complex subunit 1-like. Gene Ontology annotation, cellular component: Golgi apparatus; COG complex. Gene Ontology annotation, biological process: intra-Golgi vesicle-mediated transport. NCBI's taxonomy places the organism in Eukaryota, Viridiplantae, Streptophyta, Magnoliopsida, Brassicales, Brassicaceae. The record is from RefSeq and is a predicted model, not a curated record.